AAUACAGUGAAUCCAGCACAAUCUGAUGCAUUUUCACUUGUUAAUUAUUAGUUCCUCAAAUUCCAGUGGGCUUUGAGCGUCCUCAUCAUUCCGUUUUAUCAACUUUUCCCCCAAAUAUUCUUUUUGGGAUGCUCGUGCACUCGUGCAUUUGAAGACUACACCGUUUAGCUCUCAAGUUGGCAUCACUCCCUCUGCCGUUUCUUGCGCUUUCUGUGUUUUUCUUGGAAUUCAAUGGAGAAAACAGAUGCAGAUGCAGAUGCAGAUGCUGGAGUUCGAAGUGAUGGAGAGUCCUUGUCGGAUCCUGCUCAUUAUCAUCGUCUACAGACAUGCACAGGAAAUGAAAAAGCUGAUAAUUGCUCCUUGCUUCUGCAGUCCAGACGACCAAGCCUCACCUCUUUGCAUAUACCAGUAAGGUCAAUAGAAAGUGCGUUAUCAUCUUCUGCAAAGACGGAGGUUCUAUCACUGUCAAGUCCAGGUUCCUUCCGAGGAGGACUGCCUCCAAGACCUAGUUCAACCAGAGUCAAGUCUUCCAUGAGAAGUUUACUUCCUCAGAGGAGCUUAAAGGCAAAAAAUUGUUCUCCAGAUUGUGAAAGGGAAGUUCUCAUUGUUUCUGAUAUUCCCUCAUCAGAUGGAACUUUGCAUAAGCCUUCAGCUUCAAGGUCCCUUUCUUUUAAUAAGGUUCUGUUCUCUUCAUCAACAAAAACAUCAAAUUCAUUACCGGUCACACCAAUUGCAAAUACAGUUGCAGAGACUGUGCAUGGAAGUCAUCCAGGAAGCGGUCCUGACCUAAGUAAAGUGGAAGUCAAGCAUCACAUGACUCGAUCAUUUUCAGUUCCAGUUAAUAUCAAAUCCUCUAGUUUAAAGCGAACAGGUUCUAGUGGUUUGAUGCGAGUAAUUUCAGCAAGACCACAUCCUGCAGCUGUUAAUGGCCAUUCAUUUGAUAAAGCUUCAGUGCCAGAGAUUGUUCCAGCAAUUGAAGAUGCUACUGAGGACAUUCCUGAAGAAGAAGCAGUUUGUAGGAUUUGUUUAAUGGGGCUGGAAGAAGGGGGGGAUACCCUUAAGAUGGAGUGCAGUUGUAGAGGAGACCUUGCGCUUGCUCACCAAGAGUGUGCAGUGAAGUGGUUUAGUAUAAAAGGAAACAAGACAUGUGAUGUUUGCAAGCAGGAUGUCCAAAAUCUUCCAGUGACUCUGUUGAAAAUCCAAAGUCCUCAUCCUACUGCUGGACGGUCAUCAAAUACCCCACAGGAGACAGAAGUUUCUUUUCACAGGAUCUGGCAGGAUGUACCGGUACUUGUCUUGGUCAGCAUGCUAGCUUAUUUUUGCUUUUUAGAGCAACUUCUGGUUUCAGAUAUGGGUCCUCGUGCUCUUGCCGUCUCACUUCCUUUUGCCUGCACAUUUGGCCUCAUCGCAUCUUUGCUUGCUUCAACCUUGGUGAGCAGGGAUUACAUGUGGGCUUAUGCUUGCUUCCAGUUUGCAAUUGUCAUCCUGCUGGCUCAUGUAUUUUACACUAUACGUAAAUUAAAUGGGAUUCUCUCGGUUAUGCUUUCUUCACUUGCUGGAUUUGGGAUUGCAAUGGUUGUAAACUAUCUGCUCAAGGAAUUUUUAAAUUGGAGAUUUAGAAGGCAGAUACAAUCUAUUAACCAUACCCUAACGGAGCAGGAACAAGGACAGCAUAAUAGGCGGCAAAGACAGCAGCAAGAGCAACAUCAAUAAUGGUACCUCCGAUGUUAUCCGUGGGAGAGAGAAUGGGGUGACUGAUGUUGUCCAUGGGAACCAUCCAUGUGGGUCCCACACUUUGUCUUCCUCUCCCUCUCACCCUCCCCCGUUAAGUUUUUGCUAUUUCUGCAUAAGUGUGUGUCAAUAUAUUUUGGGAUGUAGGCCUUUGCAUGCGCAAGGAUAAUGUAAAUAAUUUGAGUCAUUCCAUCUAUGUGCAGUUUAAGCUGUUGAUGGGGAGUGUGUGAUGUGUCCUGUUGAUUUAGAUGUACUUGCUUUUAUGUAUUUCGCUUUUUACA
Molecule: messenger RNA, 2012 nt
Organism: Neltuma alba
Lineage: Eukaryota; Viridiplantae; Streptophyta; Magnoliopsida; Fabales; Fabaceae
Exons: 9
Coding region: 232-1713 (493 amino acids)
Molecular function (GO): zinc ion binding
Source: RefSeq, a predicted model, not a curated record